Pocillopora verrucosa is the source of this 2667-nucleotide messenger RNA. RefSeq names its product sodium-dependent phosphate transport protein 2B. Gene Ontology annotation, cellular component: membrane. Gene Ontology annotation, molecular function: sodium:phosphate symporter activity. Gene Ontology annotation, biological process: sodium-dependent phosphate transport. The record is from RefSeq and is a predicted model, not a curated record. NCBI's taxonomy places the organism in Eukaryota, Metazoa, Cnidaria, Anthozoa, Scleractinia, Pocilloporidae.
AGUUCUCCCAAGAUGGCGGACAUAAUGAAUAGCUCUUCCAAGCUGACUGGUAUUGAAAUGGAAAAUCGGGGUCAGGCAGAUCCGCCGAAUUACAAUAAAGCUUACUUGCCGGUAGACGAGGAGGCGGGAAAUGGACUUCACGAGGACGAAGAGGGUGAAGAAUUUGAUCCUUGGGCUUUGCCUGAACUCCAAGAUCUUGGCCCUAAGUGGUCUGAACUUGAUGGAUGCGGCAAAGUGAAACGAGUGGCUUUGGCAGUUGGCAAGGUCAUUCUUCUUCUUUGUCUUCUCUAUGUAUUUAUCUGUUCACUGGACUUCCUCAGUAGUGCCUUCCGAUUGCUUGGAGGAAAAGCGGCAGGCGAAGCAUUUGCGUCUAAUAAAAUUUUGAGUAACCCCGUCGCUGGCUUGAUGAUCGGCAUCUUGGCAACGGUUCUUGUCCAAAGUUCAUCUACAACCACAUCCAUCGUUGUUUCAAUGGUCGCUGCGCAGAUUUUAGAUGUUGAGCCUGCUAUUCCAAUUGUGAUGGGUGCCAAUAUAGGAACAUCAGUCACCAACACCAUAGUUUCACUUGCACAAGCUGCUGAGCGUAAUGAGUUUCGACGUGCCUUUGCUGGUGCGACAGUACAUGAUAUAUUUAACUGGCUGUCUGUGCUCAUAUUCCUGCCCUUGGAGGUUAUCACACAUUUCCUACUUCAUCUUACUGGUAAGAUCAUCAAUGUACUUCCUUUGACUCAGAAGAAAGGAACCAACAAAAAGUUGCUGAAGAAAUUGACAGAACCAUUUACUAAGCUUAUAAUUCAGUUAGACAAAAAAAUUAUAGAGAAUAUUGCACUGGGAGAUGAAUCAGCAGAGUCAAAAUCCCUUAUCAAAGACUGUUCACCCAAGGAAGUAACAGAGGCUGUUAAUAAAACCUUGAAUGGGACUACUUAUUUGGAAAAUGUGACAACAAUUGAACCUACCUCAUGCAAGUUUCUCUUCCAUGGUACAUCCCUGAGUGACACUGAGGUUGGCAUCAUAAUCCUGGUUCUCUCCAUUGGCCUGCUCUGUAUCUGUCUUGUCAGUAUUGUUAAGGUUCUUCACUCCAUGCUUCGUGGUCAGAUGGCAAAAAUAAUCAAGAAGACUGUCAAUGCAGACUUCCCUGGACCAUUCAAACACCUCACUGGCUACUUGGCAAUUCUUGUUGGUGCUGGUCUUACUAUGUUGGUACAGUCCAGUUCCAUCUUUACGUCAGCCCUUACACCUCUCAUAGGAGUUGGAGUUGUCACCAUUGAACGAGCCUUCCCUCUUACCUUGGGUUCAAACAUUGGAACAACUGCAACAGGUAUUUUGGCUGCUUUGGCAAGUUCGUCAAAUCUAGACAAGGCCCUUCAGAUUGCCUUCUGCCAUCUAUUCUUCAAUAUUUCUGGUAUCCUGGUGUGGUAUCCUAUCCCUUACCUGCGAAAAGUUCCCAUUGGUUUUGCCAAGUCAUUAGGAAACAAAACGGCUGACUACAGAUGGUUUGCCAUUGCAUACCUGGUGUUUGGCUUUUUCCUUCUUCCAGCAGCUGUCUUUGGCUUGUCACUUGCUGGUUGGCAGAUUCUCCUUGGUGUAGCUGCACCCCUCCUACUUCUCUUCCUGUUCAUUGUCAUUGUGAACAUCUUUCAGAGGAAAGCUCCUGGCCAUUUACCAGACGUUCUCCAAGACUGGGAAUGGUUGCCAAAGUGGACACGAUCACUAGAGCCUCAUGACCGUGUUUUCUCCAAAGUUACUGAGCUGAGCAGAAUGUGCCAUUCAGACAGGACUAGGCAAGCAUCCAACACAGAAUCGCGUGUGUAGAAGAGACUGGUUUUUGUAUUUAUUUAGUCUGGAGCCUAUGGUUAGAUCAGUAGUUUUCAGAGUUAUUCAUUAGAAGAUGAAAGCAGUUAAAACAUGCUGAUUUUUGUUUUUGAUUAUUUUAUUUUUAUUAACCCUUAGUGUCUUUGAAUUAUUUAUUUUGUCUGAAAAAUGCAAUUAAAAUGAUCAAGUCUUUUUUUGUUUUGUGGCAGACAUUCUCCAAUUUCUGGAAUGGGAGAAAGGAACUUUGUGCUAAUAUGUUACAAUAGUAGCUCAAUCAUGUAGUUUUUCUUUGGAAGCUAUUUGGCAAAAUACCUAAAACAUCUUUUCAGAUGGCUAAAAUUAAAAGAAAUGAAAAUUGCUCUACUAUUUGGCAUAGUGCAAACUUCCUAGUAAUGUGAGUAAUCUGUUUAGUGACUAAACUUUGUUCCCUGCUAAAUGCAAUAUACGUUAAUUAAUGGUUCAUGUAACAGUGAUCUUAAAACUACUUUGUGGGUAGUGAUAUUUUCGUAAUUCUUGCUUCCUGUUUUUCAGGUUAUGUAAACCCUAUUUACAUCCUAAAAAAAAAUACAUCUAAGGAUGAGUGUGCAGGAAUUGUAGCUAAAAAACCACUUAUCUUUAUGAUCAAGUUUAACGGUCAUGUGGCAAGUCUGACUUCUGAUGCAUAUGGGGUUUACAUGUAGAUACAGUAACAUGCUAUGUUAGAUUUGUACAUUGCUUUUAAUGUUGAAUAAAACACAGAGCUUGCUUUCAUGCUAAGGUAAGUUUGGUAUUUAUAGUAUCAUAACUAUUGUUAAUUUAAAGGACAUUGUAUUAAUGUUUGUUAUGAGAAUAAACAAUUCAAUGGGUUGAGUUAAA